Molecule: messenger RNA, 3069 nt
Organism: Emiliania huxleyi CCMP1516
Lineage: Eukaryota; Haptophyta; Isochrysidales; Noelaerhabdaceae
Exons: 12
Coding region: 1-3069 (1022 amino acids)
Cellular component (GO): membrane
Source: RefSeq, a predicted model, not a curated record
AUGGCCUCAACCAUCGUCAGUGCCACCACAUGCCGGGCAGCCUACGCCGUGGCCUUGAUCUCCAUCACUGCGGUCGCGCCCACGCUCGCGUCGGCCACGUCGCUCGGCCCGCUAUCGACGGGUCUCGCCCUCGAUGCUAUCGCCACGGCGAUUGUGUAUGCCUUCUCGUUUGCGAGCAACAACUCGUCUGUGUACGACCCCUUCUGGUGCGUCCUGCCGCUGUGGCUCGGGUUCUUCUUCAAGAGCCUCGCGCCUGGUGGCGUCUGGUUCUACGAGCCGCGCGAGACGCUCGUGCUGGUCCUGCUGUGGGCGUGGGCGGUGCGCUUCUUUGUGGCGAUUCCGUGGGACGGCUGGACGGUGGGGCUGGAGCGCGAGGACUGGCGGUACGCCGACUUCCGCGCGAAGCUGCCUUCUCCAGCGUACUGGGCCUUCUCCUUCUCCUCGCUCCACCUCACGCCGACGCUGCUGGUGUGGGCGGCGCUCGCUCCGGCGUCUCGCGUGCUGCUGCAGGGCACCGCGGCGCCGCCGCUCAACACGCUCGACGCCGCCGCCGCGCUGCUGGCCGGCGGAGGCAUCCUGCUCGAGGCCGUCGCCGACGCGCAGCUCUCUCGCUUCCGGCGCGACCGCGGCGGGCGGGACAGCUGCGCCGUCGGGCUGUGGAGGUGGAGCCGCCACCCAAACUACUGCGGCGAGUGCACCUUUUGGUCGGGCCUGCUCGGCUUCGGCUUCAGCAGCGGCGCCGCGCAGGCCGAGCCGCUGCUCGCCGUCGGUGCGCCGCUGAUGUGGCUCUUCUUCCGUGCCGCCUCCGUGCCCCUCAUGGACGGGCGCUCGCAGAAGCGGCGCCGUGGCUACGACGUGAUCAUGCGGGCGGACGAUCCGCUCGCCGAUCCCUUCCCGCCCAGUUUCGACGGCGCAUCCGCCUGGCCGGACGCAUCCGACGAGCGCGGCGAGCCGGCGCUGGGCUCGCGCGGCGUCACCUUUGCUGACGAGUCGCCUUUGCCGGACCUCGACCGCCCGCCGCUGCCGACCUCGCCAGAGCGCUCUGAAGUUCUCCCGCAGUCGCGGCACGGCAAGAACCUGCGGCGGGCGCUGCGGUGCGGGCUGUGCACCGCCGUCUUCUGCUCGCUCGUCGGCUCCGUCCUCCUCCUCGAGGCUCUCCUCCUCGCGACAGACUCCGUCUCUGCCGGCGGAAGCAACGUGACGCUGGAGUACGCGCGCAAGUCGCUUCGCUCAAAGAUGGACAACGUGGUGGUGACGUCGGCGUGCUUCCUCUGCCUGCUCAUGCUCGCCGGCCACCAGCUGCGCCGCACCUCGCGCGUGCUGAGGGCGCUCCACCUCCUUGCCUCGGGAGCUGCGCUCCACCUCCCCGCCUCGGUGCUGGGCGGCUUCGUCGGCUGGGUCUUCUUUGCCUGCGUCGACUUGGUCGCCCCUCCGGGCACCUCUCUCAUGGAGGACUGGUUCUCGGAGCACCUCAUCUACGGCGUCCUCGUCGUCUUUGGCCAGUACGCCGUCUCGGCGGCACUCACCGCCUCGUACGGCGCCUCCCUACCCCCCUCCUUCGCCGCGGUGAUGCCGUACGGGCACGCGGGGGCGGACCUCUUCGUCGACGUCGGCCACUACCCGGAUGGCUUCGACCUCUCCCUCGCGGCAGCCAUCCUCGGCAUGUUCGUCGGCGUCGUCGCGGGCGCCGUCCUCGUCAACGUCGCGCCGCUGGCGAACUCGCUGCACGUCGUCGCGCCGCCGCACCGCCCAAACUCCUCGAGCCGCGCCGAAGAGAGAGGCAGCGCAGGCACGCCUGGCCGGAGGGCGGGGCUGCUGCGGCGCGCGCGCGCGUCGAUGACCGAGCUCGUCGCGUUGGCGCCGGAGAGCGACCACUACGCUCCGCACCGGCGGGCACGGCUUCCUGCCGCCGAGCAGACGGUGUCCGUCGAGUCGCUCGACUCACUGAUGUUUCACAUCUGCCUCGUGAUGCUGGUGAUGUUUUGCGGCUACUUGCUGCGAGUCCCGAUCGUGCUACUCGAGCUCGCCUUCCCCGCAGGCACUCUCGCGCUCCAGUCCGUCGUCGACUCGCACUUCACCGACCACCGCUCCGGCAAGUCCUUUAUCGACCGCGAGACGAUCGUCCGCGUCUCAAACACGGCGCACGGCCUCCUCAUCCCCGCCGCCAUCUCCCGACAUCUCCUCAGGACCUCCUCAUCACCACCGCCAUCGCGCGGCUCGGACGAUCUGGCCUCCCCCCGCCUCCCCCCUGGCGUGACGGGGCUCGGACCCUUCUUCAGCAUCAUCGCGGAGACGUGGGCGCCCUUCGCGCUCGUCUCCGGGCUGGUGUGGGGCGUGCUCUCCUUUUGGCUCAUCGCGCCGCGCCUGCUGCCCGACCACUGGGCCGAGCGCGCCCUCGUCGAGUUCGGCCUGCUGCUGCUGCGGAUGGCGGACCCCAACGACGCCACGCCCGUGCUGCGCGACUUCACGUGCAAGCAGAUCUUCCACGUGCUCAUCACCGGAGGCGGCUUUUUAAUUAACUGUAAUCAACUCCACGUGCUCAUCACCGGAGGCGGCUUCUUCGACGUCCUCGUCCCGAUCCCGCUCUCCGCCUCGACGCAGUCGGCGCUCCCCCUCCUCGUCGUCUCCCUCCUCUCCAUCGCCCUCUUCCUCCUCUGCCACCCCGCGGUGCAGCGCGCCUGCCGCCGCCGCCUCACCCGCUCGCCCGCCCGCCGCCAGCUCUCCGCCCCGUCGGCCCGCCGCUCGCCUCGCGAGAUCUCGCUCACCCUCGAGGGCCAGCCACGCGUCACCGAAGGCGACAUGCGAGCUCACGGCGCCGCGCUCUCGCUUGGAGCAGCCGCCUCGCCGCAGCACGACGCGGAGGCGGGACGGGAGGACUUUAGCGAGGUCCUCCCCGCCCUCCCUGCUCCCUUCUUGAUCGCGGGCUGGUGUGAGGUGUGGCGCAGGUACUCUUGGUUCGACACCCACACCAACAACCAGAACUAUGAAAAGUUGCGCACGAGUGAGCUCAUCUUUGAUGCCAACGAAUCGGUGGCCGUGCCCGUCGGCGAGACUUACGCGCGCCUGUGA